AUGGUGGCCACCGAGGGGCUGCGCGAGAUGGAGAGCAGCGCGCUGCGGCGGCUCGUGGGCCGCGACGAGGCCGCGGCCGGCGACGCCGCGCGGUGUCUGGUGCUGGACUGCCGUCCCUUCCUGGCUCACAGCGCCGGGCACAUCCGCGGGGCGCUCAACGUGCGCUGCAACACGAUCGUGCGGCGGCGGGCCAAGGGUGCCGUGAGCCUGGAGCAGAUCCUUCCGGCCGAGGGCGAGGUGCGAGCGCGGCUGCGGGCCGGGCUCUACGCCGCCGUCGUGGUGUACGACGAACGCAGCCCGCGCGCGGAGGCCCUGCGCGAAGACAGCACCGUGUCACUCGUGGUGCGCGCGCUCCGUCGCGACACGGCGCGCGCCGACAUCCGUCUCCUGGCAGGGGGCUACGAGCGCUUCUCCUCAGAGUACCCUGAAUUCUGUGCAAAAACCAAGUCCCUGAGCAAUGUGUCACCCCUCACCAGCACUGAGUCCCUGGAUUUGGGCUGCAGCUCCUGUGGGACCCCUUUUCAUGACCAGGGUGGGCCUGUGGAAAUCCUUCCCUUCCUCUACCUUGGCAGCGCCUACCACGCAGCCCGGCGGGACAUGCUUGAUGCACUGGGCAUCACAGCCCUGCUGAACGUCUCCUCAGACUGCCCCAACCACUUUGAGGGGCACUACCAGUACAAGUGUAUCCCUGUGGAGGAUAACCACAAAGCUGACAUCAGUUCCUGGUUCAUGGAGGCAAUUGAGUACAUUGACUCGGUGAAGGAGUGCUGUGGCCGGGUCCUGGUGCACUGCCAGGCUGGCAUCUCCCGGUCAGCCACCAUCUGCUUGGCAUACCUGAUGAUGAAGAAGCGUGUCAAGCUAGAGGAGGCCUUUGAGUUUGUCAAGCAGCGCCGGAGCAUCAUCUCCCCCAACUUCAGCUUCAUGGGGCAGCUGCUGCAGUUUGAGUCACAGGUGUUGGCCACUUCAUACGCAGUGGAGGCUGUCAGCCCCUCGGGGGCACUGCGGGAGCGGGGCAAGACCACCACCACCCCCACCUCACAGUUUGUCUUCAGCUUCCCAGUGUCUGUUGGUGUCCAUGCCACCCCAAGCAACCUCCCCUAUCUGCACAGCCCUAUCACCACAUCGCCCAGCUGUUAG
Molecule: messenger RNA, 1137 nt
Organism: Cinclus cinclus
Lineage: Eukaryota; Metazoa; Chordata; Aves; Passeriformes; Cinclidae
Gene: DUSP4
Product: dual specificity phosphatase 4
Exons: 4
Coding region: 1-1137 (378 amino acids)
Biological process (GO): endoderm formation; protein dephosphorylation; negative regulation of MAPK cascade
Cellular component (GO): nucleus; cytoplasm
Molecular function (GO): MAP kinase tyrosine/serine/threonine phosphatase activity; protein tyrosine/threonine phosphatase activity
Source: RefSeq, a predicted model, not a curated record